Messenger RNA from Dimorphilus gyrociliatus, 1356 nucleotides. The record is from the annotation of a GenBank genome assembly. NCBI's taxonomy places the organism in Eukaryota, Metazoa, Annelida, Polychaeta, Dinophilidae.
GCAUUUCUGCUUUGUACUGAGUUCACUACACAGAUAUUCUUUUUGAAUUUUUUUAUCUUCCUGUUAAAAUGUCGAAAGUUGCUAUUAUUACGGGAAUAAGUGGACAAGAUGGUUCUUACCUAGCUGAACUGCUUCUGGAAAAGGGCUACGAGAUUCAUGGCAUCAUACGUCGUUCUAGUUCAUUUAAUACUGGCAGAAUAACUCAUUUGUACCAAGAUCCUAAAAUCCACCAGGAAGGGAAAAUGAAGUUGCAUUAUGGUGACUUAACUGAUACUUCUUGCUUGAUGAGAUUAAUUAAUGAAAUUCAGCCAGACGAAAUCUACAAUCUUGGCGCUCAAAGUCAUGUUAAGGUAUCGUUUGAUGUAGCCGAAUACACAUCAGAUGUUGACGGUAUGGGUGUACUACGUGUUUUUGAAGCAAUUAGAGCUUGUAAAUUAAGUCAUAAAGUUAAACUUUAUCAAGCGUCUUCUAGUGAAUUAUACGGAAAAGUUAGAGAAAUUCCACAAAAUGAAGAAACACCAUUCUAUCCAAGGUCUCCAUACGGAAUUGCAAAGCAAUUUGCGUUUUGGACAGUCAUAAAUAACAGAGAAGCUUACGGAAUUUUUGCUUCGAAUGGUAUAUUAUUUAAUCACGAAUCACCCAGAAGAGGUGAAACAUUCGUUACGAGAAAAAUAACAAGGGCAGUAUCGAAAAUUCACUUGGGGUUGAUGGAGUCAUUUUCGUUAGGCAAUUUAAACGCAAAACGUGAUUGGGGUCAUGCAAAGGAUUACGUUGAGGCUAUGUGGCUGAUGUUACAACAAGAAAAGAGCGACGACUAUGUUAUUGCGACAGGAAAAGUUUAUAGCGUUAGAGAAUUUGUUGAAGCAGCAUUUAAAUAUCUUGGAAAAUCCAUUGAGUGGUCAGGUGAAGGCACUGAUGAGGUUGGAAUAGAAAAGGAAACUGGUAUUAUAAGAGUUCGCGUAGAUCCAAAAUAUUAUAGACCAACUGAAGUUGAAUUUCUUCAAGGCGAUUCAACAAAAGCAAGAAAACAAUUGAAUUGGAAACCAAAAUUCGAUUUUCAAGGUCUGGUGGAAGAUAUGAUGAAAAGUGAUCUGAAACUCAUGAAAGACAAUCCUGCAGCUUAAAGCCUAGUUCAACUUUACUAUUUCUUCUAAACAAUCUUUAUACAAUUUACAAAAUUCUUCUAUAAAUUAUUUCCACUUGGAACAGAAUAUACAUACGAUUGUCUAUGUAUAUUGCUUAUCCUCAACAUUUAGGCGUCUACUCUAGGCUUUAGUUUUUUGUCAAUAGUGUGUACUCUUCAGUUUGUACUCUUUCAGAUUAAAAUUUAUCGAUUCAAUACAAAUUGUUUUUAUG